AUGUCGGCAGAUCCAUUGUUGAGCAGCUACUCUCCCAAGCAGUUCUCCGACGCUAUCUUGGACAAAGGUCUCAGGAAGAAUGCCUCUAAACCAGUAUCCAGGAUCGAGCUGCUGAAGGAUACUCGCACGGUGGAUCACUGGCGCCACGAGUUCCUCGUGUUCACUAUAGCCCAUGAAGAUCAGGAACUCUACCUGUACUUCGAACGUGAACUGGACGAAGACGUCGAAGGGUUGAAGGCCAAGGCUGCGUUUGCACGGGAACUUUUCAGAGGACCUGCACUCGAUAUCCUCAUGUUUCACGAACGCGGUAGCGAAAAAGACGUAGAGACGAGGUCUUGGACUAAAGCAGUUUUCGAAAUCAAACUCAGAUCAUCUCCUGAAGUCGAACCAUUCACACUCAAAGAUCUUGCCAAAAUCUUGAAAGACGAGUCUUAUGAGGAGAAGUACCCAAGAUACGGCCUAUUCUCUGCCAAUUGUUGGGCAUGGUCCCGCAGCCUUCUACUCGACGUAAUCCGCCGUCCACAGGCUGCUAGGGCUGUAUCGGAGAUUUUGAAAACCAACGGUAGAGAAAUGGUUCCAAUAACAGUUGAAGAGAUGAAGCUCUAUAUGCUCACCGAGUACGGCGCGUACGGACGAUUGCUCUUGCAUUUUUCCUCCGAUGAUUACUAUGCUCAACAUCGAAGCAGAGCCUUUCCAGAGUUCCUGAACCCAUAUGCGAUCCGGAUCGUCUUGCUGUUGUAUUCAAUCCUUCACAGUCUCGUACAGUUGAAGAACAUGAUAAUAGGACCGUCUAACUGGACGACCUGCCUUCGAACGAUGCUCGUGUACCACGACCGGACUCUUGAAGGCUCAACAAAGGGGCGAGACUGCACCUUCCUCCCACUGCACCCCAGCUUCACUGAUUUCAUCCCGGUAGUCCCAGGGCACAUGGAUUACCCCAUUCCCAGCUCUUUCUGUCAGCCCGGACGAUUUCUUUACCUCCUGACUUCUCCCGUAUAUACGUCUUCUCUUCUGGUGUCAUCCGUCCAUAUCCAAGCAUUUGGAGCGACGUCUGACGAUCCAGGUGAUAGACACGAGGGGAAUGCAAGCCAAGAUUCCUCCAGCUGGCUCUCAUGCGGCAUCAUCAGACGCUCAGAGGACGAUGGGGAGCUGAUCGAGGUAGCUACGGGCGGUGUGCGGCUCAAUGCAGCUCCUCGUGGUGUAGCCGAAAGUCGCUCCGCAGUUGAAUACAGUGCGAUCCACGUCUUCGAUUCAGACGACGACUUCACCGGAAAAAUCAAGCAUGGAGACAUGAUCGCUCUUUGGGCCCAUUCUUAUCCAGGACGACUGCAUACACCUCGGUCAGCGUCGAUUAAGAUAGUCGUGGCACGAAGACCUAUCGGAACGAUCGAUUGGGUACUCAUGUCGCUUCUGCUGUUCGAGGUCGGGAGUUCUGCGUAUCUGGGAGGCACGUACAUCUCUCUCGCCUUCAGUGCAACUGGCUGUAUCCUCUACUGGACGAAUACUUUCUGCGAAGGAUGGCUAUGGGCCAACAUAAGCACCUUGGCAAGGACGUUGCAUGCUUCCACCACGGCUCUCUCCCUCCCCUCGGAUCCGACCUCUAUGCUCACCUCCAGCCUACCGGCAUUCAUUCAAGAACGCACUUCCACAGCUGGAACCCUUACUUCGGACAUCUUGUCUUCGUCAUUGCGCUCUAUCGAACUCUUUCAUGAAAGGUCGGGAAAGGAAAUCGUCCUCGUCUCUUUUUCGCAUCGAAACGUGAGCUAUAAUAUCCAUAUCACUGGACCGUCUGCCGUGCACGCUGGUUGGCUCCAUUAUCUCUCGUUCUUCUGGACUCCUCAUCGCCUUGAAUGCGAUGAAGUCAGAAUCUUCAGAGAUGGCGGCACAGAACGGACCGUCCGUGAAUCCUAUGUUGGUCAAAGCAUCCUGCAGGUCCAAUUCAAUGCCGGCGAGAAUCCCUGCAGGAAAGAAACCAAAUUUGAACUGAGGCUGUCGUCGAUCGUGAAGCUAUUACAAGACGUGCAGAAGCACUAUUGGUGGCAUUUCUGGUUGAAUUCUCGAUACUGGACAUGGCAAUGGUGGCUGCUGCAUACUAUCCUUCGAGAAACCGAGGGCGUUCAGGAAUAUCUCGCGGUGGAAGGCCGUCGGUGCAGUCGGGACGAAGCGACUAGACUUCUGAAGGACAAGUUUAAGCAGUGGAGAUAUGCGUAUAUAAAGGAGUAUGUGAAGGGACUGCCCAGUUUGGACGAGGUUUUAUUCGUCGCCACUCAGACGCGUUCCAUUUGGAUUAUUCUGUUCAUCUUCAUGGGCUCAAGGGCUUUGGACUGGUGUAUACAUGUCAUUUUGUUCUAG
This is a messenger RNA of Cyclocybe aegerita, 2352 nucleotides long. The record is from the annotation of a GenBank genome assembly. Lineage: Eukaryota; Fungi; Basidiomycota; Agaricomycetes; Agaricales; Hemipholiotaceae.